CUAGGGAGCGCGCGUGCGCUGUAGAGAAAGAGAUAGGCUUUGGGGAAAGGGGCGCCACACGCAUGGCUUCCAAAGCCUACUUGAUUCGCCAGCGGUUCAGCCGGCUGAGUCAGAGGAUGUCCACCUUCCAGAUCAACCUCAACCCGCUCAAGGAGCCGCUCGGCUUCAUCAAGAUCCUCGAGUGGUUUGCUUCUAUCUUUGCUUUUGCCACCUGUGGUGGGUUUAAGGGCAAAACAGAAAUUCAAGUGAAUUGUCUUUCUGCACCUGGUGAAAAUAAGACGAUUACAGCUACUUUUGGUUAUCCAUUCAGGUUGAAUCAGGCAUCAUUUCAUUCAGCUCCAAAUGUCAAUGUGUGUAAGGUGAAUUGGGAAAAGCAUGUCCUCAUAGGUGAUUACUCCUCUUCCGCACAGUUCUAUGUCACCUUUGCAGUCUUGGUGUUCCUGUACUGCAUUGCUGCCCUUCUCCUCUAUGUUGGUUACACCAACCUCUACCGGGAUAGUCGCAAACUGCCCAUGAUCGACUUUAUUGUUACUCUUGUUGCUACUUUUUUGUGGUUGGUGAGUUCCUCGGCCUGGGCUAAAGCUCUUACAGAUAUUAAGGUAGCUACUGGACACAGAAUUGUUGAAGAACUUGAUCCUUGUAAGUCAGAAGUGUCAUGUUACUUUGUCUCUGUGACUAGUAUGGGGUCCCUGAAUGUAUCCGUGAUCUUUGGCUUUCUGAAUAUGAUACUUUGGGGAGGAAAUGCUUGGUUUGUGUACAAGGAGACCAGCUUACAUAGUCCAUCAAAUACGUCAGCUUCUCAUGGCCAAGGAGGUGUCCCACCCACUUCUGGAAUGUAAUUAAAGGGAGAAAUACACUGUAUGAAAUGUGUGCUAUACUAUGCCUUGUUGCCAACAUCUUGAGAAGCAUUAUUGUUUCUAAUAAAAAGUAAUGGCUUUUUCA
Rattus norvegicus (Norway rat) is the source of this 942-nucleotide messenger RNA. RefSeq names its product synaptophysin-like 1 (gene Sypl1). The transcript has 6 exons. NCBI's taxonomy places the organism in Eukaryota, Metazoa, Chordata, Mammalia, Rodentia, Muridae. The record is from RefSeq and is marked provisional. Bases 63 to 839 code for a protein of 258 amino acids. Gene Ontology annotation, cellular component: membrane; synaptic vesicle.